This is a messenger RNA of Phyllotreta striolata, 13128 nucleotides long. Lineage: Eukaryota; Metazoa; Arthropoda; Insecta; Coleoptera; Chrysomelidae. The record is from the annotation of a GenBank genome assembly.
UGGCAUUCGCGAGUUGCAGGGGCUGCGGGAGAGACGCACUCGCAGACGGAGGGCCCUCGCACAGGGUCGGCUCCAGUUCGAAUUAUUCCACGAAUUAUAUAUAUACAUUUAAUCGAAUUUAGUGGUUUUUUUUUUCGAGAGGGCUGUGAUUUACAGGGUAGAAGAGAGGAAUAUGGAGGUGGUUGAUAAAGGGGGCCCCCCGCCGCCCCCGAGUCCUCUUACAGGGUGUUAUCUGCUUAUCGUAGUCGGGGAACCGUACGAUGGCCGGCACAAGGACAUUAUCCUGCAAAGGAUCGUCAAAGGACUUCUAUCAUGGAACAGCAACGACUGCUUAGUAGACUUGGAAAAAGAGUUAGCCAUUAUCACCGAGCAAGCCUUGGAAGGAGAAGAAGCUAGAUUCGGAGAGCGACUGAUCCAAUUCGCCUCGGAGAACUUGGUCACGGAGAUCCUGAUCCAUCCGGCGGUGAGCACGCUGGCGCAAUGCGCGCGCAACCUGCUCAGCAGCUUCACCAGGCACAGGCACCUCGUGCACGCAGGCUACACCUUCGCAGGCAACGGUUCCUGGGCCUUGCAGGACGGCACGUUCUCGUACGCGGACUUCUCCGAGGCCUUCCAGGAGCUGGAGGUGCAGCGGGUGGUGAGAGCCUACGAAAACGGCAUCACCAUGGACGUGCACUGCGCCCCAGAGGGCGACUGGAUCAGGCUGGGCAAGGAGCCGUUCGCCAGGAGCUGCAAGAUCCGGGUCAACCCGUCGGACGUGCUCUCCUCCGGAUCGCCUGCGAUCGGAGCUUUCGUCCAGUACCUCUCCCAGUAUCUGGUUCCCACGGCUUUGGACAACCUGCUGGAGAGCUCCGACGUGGUGGGGAACAUCAGGUUCUCCAGGCCGACGUUGUACGUCUUUCCAGGCGGGCAAGGUGACACGGCUUUGUUCGGUAUAAACGGUUUCAACAUGCUCCUGGACGGCGGUUACUCAAGAAAGGCGUGCUUCUGGGACUUCGUGAGGCACCUGGAUAGGCUCGACGCCGUGCUGAUGACGAGACUGAACAACAGCAACGUAGGAGGCAUCAGUUCGGUGUUGAAGCGCAAGCGACAGGGCGCCUUGUACCCCCAGAUCGGCCACUUCUUCUGCAACCUGCAGGAGAGGAAGGCCCUUCUGAGUCCCGACGGCGACAAGGACAAGGACCCGUUGCUGAUCGAUCUGCUCGACGAAGGCCAGGAGAUCGUGUCCAACCUGCGCCACUUGCACCUCACGCCGCAGGUCUGCUACAGAGACACCGAACCGGUCAAUCUGUACCACAAAGUAGGCCACGGUACCUUAGACAUGUACGUCCUCAGUCCGGCCAAGGAGUCCAAGGAGGUGAAGGAGUUCCUGGUGAAGUGGAACCACCACGACCAGAAGCUGUUCGCCGGCUCCAAGUCCAACAGGGAGUUCAAUUUCCCCUUGCAGAACUUAAUCUCGGUGGCUGCGCUGCUGGUGUGGCGGCCCGCCGAUCCUGCUGAUACCAUCACCAGGAUCCUCUAUCCGGGCAGUUGUCCGCAGAGCAAGAUCCUCGAAGGCUUGGACCGAUUGAAGAACCUGGAGUUCGUGAAGCAGCCGGUGUGCACGGAGAAAUCCCUGGCUCCGGUGAAGAAGUCCCCCAUGGAGAAAUUGUCCAAAUUGCCGGGCGAGAAGAAGGAGAAUAAGCUGAUCGAGAACGAUCUGCCGCCUGUGAACGGUGACGUGAAGCCUAAGCUAGCCGAGAACGGAGACAAACCUAAACCGAAACCGCCCAAAGCUCAGAAACCUAGAGGAGACUCGCAGCCGAGGAAGAAACCGCAGCUGGUAGUCGAAAAGAAGUCGCCCACGCAGCCUAAGAAGCCUGCGGAGAACGGUGUGAAGCCUGCCAAGCAAUCGCCCGUUUCCACCCCGGCGAAGAGUGCCAAAGACGCAAACAAUAGAAAGGUAAUCGAGAACAAGGUGAAGAAGGAGAGCAAAGAAGUCAAGGCGCCUGCGAAGCCUGAGAAGAUCGAACGAAAGCCCAUUUCCAGGCGACCGCCGGCCAAAAAGGCUCCCAUCAGUCCGGCCAAAAAGGCCGUCAACGGCGUACAAAAACCCGACAGCAUAUCCAGAAAGGGCAAGCUGGACAAGGAAGGCACCACGGACUCCAGCACGGUCAGCACACCUUCCGCAGACCAAGACAGCGUACUGAAGAAAGACAUAUCGAAGCUCACCCCCGACGAAAUCCAGCAAUUUAAAGCCAAAGAACUGGCCGAACUCAAGGAAGAACAGGAAGCCAUCAAGGAAAUCGAAGCCGUCUUCAGAAAAGGCGAGGUCGCCAAGCCCGAAGACCAACACCUGCGUAAAGUCAAAGACGUUUCCAUCGAAGACAAGGAAGAAUACCUCAUCAUAGAAAAAGAAGAAAUCGAACAAACCUCCCUCGACGAGAACCAGAAGCUGGCCAAAGACAACGAGGAAUCUGAGAAGCCCAAGGAGGCGCCCGCCAAGUCCCAGGAGCUCGCCAGCAAACCAGCCAGCACCGAAGACAAGAAGGAAGAACCCGAAGAGAAAGCCGCCUCGGGCACCGCCAAAUCGGGCGACACCACCACGGCGCCCACUCUGCCCGAAGACGAGCGCAUCCCCUUGGACGAGAUCAAAGAGGACCAAGGCCCCGUGGAGGAGAAGCACGUCAAGGAGGACACCAAGGAGAAGGAACCGCCCGCCCAAUCGCCGCCCAAGACCUUCGCCAAGCUGCCGCCGCCGGUCGUAGGGAUCCGGCUGGACAAGCAGCAGCACAUCAGGGACUUGGUGAAGACGCCCGACGAGGUGGCCGAUCUGCCGGUGCACGAGGAAGUCGACUACGAGUACGCCGGGGAGCCCAAGGCGGAGACGCCCAAGUCCAACGAGGCCGAGAGGAGGCUGUCGGUCAUGCAGGAGGAGCUGAAGACUCUCACCGACACCGUGCUGAAGACCGAGCUGGACGAGAACGUGCCCAAGGCGGAGCUUCGCGAGGAAGACGCCAAGGAGGGGAGAAUUGGUGGCGAAGCUGGCGCGGUCGCGGUGGAAUCGAAGCUGGUGGAGCACACGAAGAUUGAAUCGGUUGCGGUUGUGGCGGAGGAAUCGGCGAAAGAGCAGCUGGUCGGUGCUGAAGGAGAUGUGGAGGAGUCCGAAGAGGAAGUUAAGCGGGAGGAAUCUAAACCUGUAGAGUCUACGAAACCGAGCCAAGAGCACGUGGUCCAAGAGUCAAUUUUAGUACAAGAACCUCCAAAGCCUAGCAAAGAGGAAUCUAAAGAGGUUGCAGAUACCAAAGAUUUGAACAAAACAGCAGCUUCGGAAGAAAUAGCUAUAGCGAGUAAAGAAGAAGAGGAAUUAUUUGAGGUUCCAUCCAAAGAAGAGCCUAAAACGUCCAAAACCGAGCUUACAGAACCAAGCCAUGAGGUAGUAGAACCGCCAAAAAUAGCUUCACAUUUAGUCCAAGAACCUCCAAAACCUAUCAAGGAAGAAUCUAAGGAAACAGUAGACACCAAAGAUGAUUUAACCAAUAUAACAGCUGAACCAAACGAAGAAGAAGAUGAAGAAAAUCUUCUUGCUACCAAAGAAGAACCACCCAAAGUUCCUGCCAAAGAAGAAUCGAAGGAAUUAGUAGAACCCAAAGAAGAUUUAACCAAAGUAACAGCCAAACCAAGCGAAGAAGAAGAAGAAAAUAAAGAAAAUCUUCUUGCUACCAAAGAAGAACCACCUAAAGUUCCUGCCAAAGAAGAAUCGAAGGAGUUAGUAGAACCCAAAGAAGAUUUAACCAAAGCAACAGCCAAACCAAGCCAGGAAAUAGAAGAAGAAAAAGAAGAAAAUCAUCUUGCUACCGAAAAAGAACCACCUAAAGUUCAAACCAAAGAAGACUCGAAGGUAACGCCAACCGCCAAAUCACCAUCGCCGACCAAAACCCUCCAGGAAGACGGCGAAGAGCUGCAGAAGCUCGACGACAAGCUCCAGCACCUUCGCGACCUCGCCCAGCCGUCCACCAAGCGCCCGUCUGCGCACCAAGACAUCGACAAAGUAGCAGACAUCCUCUCCGACGUCGACAAGCUCGAGCUGGGCCGCAAGUCGCCCAAAGAACGCGAACCAGACGUCAUGAAGAUCGUCGCCGGCGUCGCCGAGGUGCUCAAGUCCGAAGCCCCCUUGGAGGUGUUCGAGGCCAAAAUGCCUGCGGAGCUGCGCGAGACCCACAUCACCACCGUGGACUCCCCGCCGGCCAUCCAGAUGAAGAUCAUCCACACCGACAUCCCGCCCAUUCCCGAGGAGCCGCUCGGCGCCGUCGCCGCCUUCCUCGAGGAGGAGCGCCGGCUGGCCCGCCUGGAGGACGGGAAGCGCAGCGCCCUGCUGAAGGAGUCCCGGGAGCUGAUGAUGGCCACAUCGAAGAUGCUGUCGGAUAUGAAGAACGGCAAGGAGGAGACGCCGGAGCCGGAGCCGGUGCACAGGAUGCUGGUGACGGCUUCCAGCGAAGAUGGAGGCGAGGAGACGGAGAUCUGUCCGGCCGGCUCCAUCACCUUCUCGAAGAGCUCGGAGAGCUCCGGCAGGAGUUCGCCCGAUCCUUCGCAUAAAUCGCAGAAAUCUUCUAUAGUGGAGACCAUCUCGGAUUCUCUGUGCACUGUCAGGCAGUUGGAGGGAGUCCUGGAAGCUGGAGGUCCAGGAGAUGAAGGUCCAAAAGCUGGAGCACCAGAAGCUGAAGGUCCAAAAGCUGAAGGUCUAGAAGCAGCAAGUCCAAAAGCUGGAGCUCCAGAAGCUGAAGGUCCAAAAGCUGAAGGUCCAGAAGCAGCAAGUCCAAAAGCUGAAGGUCCAGAAGCUAGAGGCCCAGGAACAGCAAGUCCAGUAGCACCUGGAACUCCAGGCGACGAGAAACCUGGAUUGAUAGGAGGAAUCGAAGACACUAUAACUUCCUUAGAAGAAGCUAUCGAUUCCAAAGGUGUAAACAAAUCGAAGAAAGUUAUCGAAGAAACCUCCUAUUCUAUAUCAGCUAAGGUUCAGAAAAUCGAAGAUAAGCUACUCGAUGAAGAAGCACCAGCAGGUGUUCCAAAACCUUUGAAAAUAGAAGAUGGAAUAGAUAGAGAAGACUUGCCCGGGGCUCCAGAAAAGACUGAAACUUUAACCGAAGAAAUAGCAGAAACUGUUAGAGAAGAACUUGCUAAAGAUGAAGAAACUCAACAAAACGUAAUUGAAGAUUUAACCACUUUAAAAGAUACUAAAGACGCUACAAAAAUGAACAUAGAAGAACUUGUAAGUCAUCCAAAAGAAGAAAUUGAAGAUUCUGCAACAACAAUUGAAGAGAAGAAAUUAAAAGAAGAAGACUUGGAAAAUUUAAUCGUUGCCUCAAACGAAGUUACUCUUAAAGAUGAAGCAAAAGAAAAGAUAAAUGAUGAAGAAGAAAUAACGAUGGAAAAGGAUCAAAAAGAAGAAAAAGCUGAUCUUCAAGGUGCAAUUGCAAAAAUUGGAUCAACAUUAAGUGAUGCAGCAAAAGAGACGAAAGAUGAAACUAUCAAAAAUAUUAAUGAUCAUAUCGGUAAAAUUGGUGAUGCUUCAGAAUUAGUUAAAGAUGAUAUAGAAAUGAUGAAUGGAACAAUAACAAAUGAAUCAUUAUCUUUAAGUGAUGCAGGAAAAAAUCUGAAAGAUGAUAUGGCUAAAAACAUCGAAGAUGGCGUUGCAAAAAUUAGUGAUGCAAAAGAAAUUGUUGAUGAUGAAAUUAAGAAAGCUACAGAAAGUCUAAGAGAUGCAGCGGAAGAAACCAAAGAUGCUAUCAUUAGAGAUAUUAAAGAUAAUUUGGGUAAAAUUAGUGAUGAAAAAGAUGCAAUUAAAGAUGAUAUAGUUGAUGCAAAGGAAGCUGUUAAAGAUGAAAUAUCACACACAAAAGAAUCAAUAAUUAAAGAUGCAGGAAGUUUGAAAGAAACAGCUAAAGAUACCAAAGAUUCUAUUAUUAAAGAUAUUAAAGAAGACAUAGAUGAUGCAAAGGGAACUGUUAAAGAUGAAAUAUCAGCCUUAAAAGAAACCAUAAUUAAAGAUACAGGGAUUUUAGGAGAUGCAGCCAAAGAUACUAAAGAUUCUAUUAUUAAAGAUAUUAAAGAAGAUAUAGAUGAUGCAAGUGGAACUGUUAAAGAUGAAAUAUCAAACUUAAAAGAUUCUAUAAUUAAAGAUACAGGGGAUUUAAAAGAUGCGGCUAAAGAUACCAAGGAUUCUAUUAUUAAAGACUUUAAAGAUGAUAUAGUUGAUGCAAAAGGAAUUGUUAAAGAUGAAAUGUCAGAUUUAAAAGAUUCCAUUAUUAAAGAUACAGAAACUUUCAAAGAUGCAGCUAAGGAUACCAAAGAUUCUAUCAUUAAAGGAAUUAAAGAUAAUGUGGAUAAAAUUGAUGAUGCAAAGGAUACUAUUAAGGAUGAAAUAUCUGAUUUUAAAGAUUCUAUUACGAAAGGUUUCGCAAGUUUAAGUGAAACUGCUAAGGAAACCAAAGAAACAUUGAUUAAAGACAUUGAUGAUGGAGUUGGUAAAAUUAAUGAUGCAAAGGAAGAUGUUAAAGAUGAAAUAGCAGGUUUAAAAGAUUCAGUUGCGGAAAAAUCGGCUAGUUCAAUUGAAGCAGCAAAAGAAACCAAAGAUAACAUUAUCGAAGAUGUUAAAGAUGAAAUCGGAAAAAUUGAUGAUGCAAAAGAUGUUAUUAAAGAUGAAAUAGAAGAUUCAAUUAUUAAAGGUGCAGCGAGUUUAAAUGAUGCAGCUAAAGAAACCAAAGAUUCCAUUACAAAAUUUGUUAGUGAUGAAUUUGGCAAAAUCGAUGAUGCAAAGGAUGAAAUCGCCAAUUUAAAGGAUUCAACUACACAAGAUUUAUUCAGUUUAAAAGAUACAAUUACAAAGGAUUUUAAAGAUGAGAUCGAUAAACUUGGAGAUGCAAAGGACACCUUUAAAGAUGAAAUAGCAGGUUUUAAAGAUUCCAUUUUUAAAGAUACCCGGGAUUUAAGUGAUGCAGCAAAGGAAACCAAAGAUUCUAUUGUUAAAGACAUUAUGGAUGACGUGGAUAAAAUUGAUGAUGCAAAAGAUGCUGUCAAAAAUGAAAUUGUAGCCUUAAAAGAUUCUAUUAUUAAAGAUUCGGGGGAUUUACAAGAUGUAGCGAAAGAAACGAAAGACUCGAUUAUUAAAGAUUUCAAAGAUGAUGCAAAUAAAAUUGGGGAUGAAAUUAAAGAUAAAAUAGUAGACACAAAAAGUUCAAUUACUAAAGAAGCAGCGAGUGUAAGUGAUGCAGCUAAGGAAAUGAAAGACUCCAUUAUAAAAGUCGUUAGUGAUGAAACUGGCAAAAUUAAUGAUGCAAAGGAUAAUCUCAAAGAUGAAAUAGUCGGUUUAAAAGAAUCAAUUACAAAAGAAUCGGCUAAUUUGAAAGAUGAAGCGAAAGAAAUCGAAGAUACUCUAGUUAAGGACAUUAAUAAUGAUAUCAACAAAAUUGAUGAUGCAAAAGAUAUUAUUAAAGAUGAAAUAAUUGGACUAAAACAGACUGUUACAGAACUAUCAAGUAGUUUAAGUGAUGCAGCGAAGGAAACCAAGGAAAAAAUUAUCGAAGAUGUUAAAGAUAAUACCAAAAAAAUUGAUGAUGCAAAAGAUUCUAUUAAAGAUGAAAUAUCCGAUUUAAAACAUUCAAUUGCUGAAAAAUCAAGUAGUUUAAGUAAUGCAGCGAAUGAAACCAAGGAUAAAAUUCUAGAAGAUAUUAAAGAUGAUAUCAACAAAAUUGGUGAUGCAAAAUAUACUAUUAAAGAUGAAAUAAUCGGAUUGAAACAUUCAGUGACAGAACUAUCAAGUAGUUUAAGUGAUGCAGCGAAGGAAAGCAAGGAUAAAAUUCUGGGAGAUAUUAAAGAUGAUAUCAAAAAAAUUGAUGAUGCAAAAGAUACUAUUAAAGAUGAAAUAGCUGGUUUAAAAGACUCAAUCAAUAAAGAUACAGCGAAUUUAAGUGAUGCAGCAAAGGAAACCAAGGAUAAAAUUGUGGAAGGUGUUAAAGAUAAUGUCAACAAACUUGAUGAUGCAAAGGCUACUAUUAAAGAUGAACUUACAGACAUCAAAGAUUCCAUUGCCAAAUCUUCUACAGAUGAAUUCGAAGACGUAAAGACUUCAAUUGCAAUGGAUAAAGACAAAAUGAUUAAAGGUAUUAAAGACACAAAAGACGCUGUUUUUAAAGACAUUAAAGAUGCAAAAGACGCCGCUUUUAAAGACAUUAAAGAUGCAAAAGACGCUGCAUUUAAAGACAUCCAAGAUGCUAAAGAUGCUGCUUUUAAAGACAUUAAAGAUGCAAAAGACAAUGCCUCCAAAGACAUUAAGGAUGCAAAAGACAAUGCUUCUAAAGACAUUAAAGAAGCAGAAGAUAAUGCAUCUAAAGACAUUAAGGAUGCAAAAGACAAUGCUUCUAAAGACAUUAAAGAAGCAGAAGAUAAUGCUUCUAAAGACAUUAAAGAUGCAGAAGAUAAUGUUUUUAAAGACUUACAUGAUGCAGCAACCGACACUUUUACUAAUAUAUCCGAUGUAAAAGAUGAAAUAAAAGAUGGCGUAGGUAAAAUUAAAGAUGAAGCAACAGAAGCAGCUACAAAAAGUGUUAAAGACAUGCAAGAAAGUACCACAGAUUUUAAAGACAAUCUAAGCAAAGAUUUAGCAGACAUUAAAGAAGAAAUUACAAAAGACUUAAGCGAAUCAAUUUUCGGCGGCUUCAAAGGAAGAACUGAUGAAGACAUGAAAGAUGAUGAAAGCGGAUUAAAAAAAGGUGCCAAUGCAGCGAGAAAUGAUGAUAAAGAAACAACGAAAAUUGAAGCUUCUGAAGCAUCCAAAAACGAAGAUGCAAAAGAAGAAAUCGCAGUUGCAGCACUAGCAGGAAGAAAAUUAGAGGAGAAAGUAGACGAAAUAAAGAUCAAAGCGGACAUUGAUGAAAAAGAAACCAUAGAAGAUUCCAACAAGCGCAAAGAUGCUAAGAAAUCCGAAGAAAACGAAGAUAAAGAAGACACCAAAAGCAACGCCAAAGAAGAUCCAAAAGCGUCGCCGGACAAAAUCGAAACGCACAAAGAUGAACUGAAAGAGAAGACAGAUGAAGACAAGGAGAAGAAACAACACCAAGCGAACGAAGAUGCUUUGGAAGAACGAGCCGAAGAUCUGGAAGACACCUUCGAGAACGUCCGUCACAUGACCGAAUCGGUGGUGUUCGGCAAAUGCGAGAACAAACGGGCCGAGAACACGCUGAACGCCAGCACCAAGGACCUGGAGGAGACCUUCGAAGCCGUCGAAGCCUUCACCAAAGCGGUCACCUUCGACAAGUGCCGCGACGAGCCUGAGAAGGGCGACAAGGAGACCAUGGAGAAGGCCCCUACCGCCCCCAACGUCGCCGAAGACGUGGAAGACGAGGAGGAGGAAGAGGAGGAGGAGGAGUACAGCAUCACCUCGCAGGUGGCUCACUCCAGGGACUCAUCCCACGGCGAUUUCGACGCCCUGCUGCGCCACCAAGACCCCAUGAGCACCUCCUUCUACGGCGCCCUACCCGAUGAUGACCCCGUAGACGCCUGGGGGAAACCCCUCCAGCUCCCCCCGCCUAUAACUACUUCGGAGACUACCUGGGGAAGCCCUAAGAACGAGAUGAAACCACAAUCUUCUACUGAAACCAACGAGCCUGCGUUGGGAGCCUUAGAAUACACCUGGGGUAAACCCCUCCAGCUCCCACCGCCUGUCGCUGCUUCGGAGAUGACCUGGGGAAGCCCCAAGAACGAGAUUACACCUGGAUCUUCUACGGAAACCACCAAGCCAGCUUCGGGAGCCUUAGAAUACACCUGGGGCAAGCCCCUGGGGCUGCCCAGCCCGGCGCCGCCCAACGACGGCGGCACCCCCAAGAAGGACAAGAAGCUGCCGCCCGCGGUGACCGCCAAGAACAAGCUCAACGACGACAGGAAGCGCGCCGAGUCGCCUUCGAAGCACGCCAGGCCGCCCGUCGGAAGCCUGAGGAAGCCCGUCAGUCCGGUCUACGUCGAUCUGACGUACGUGCCGCACCACGGCAACGCCUACUACUCGUACGUGGAGUUCUUCAGGCGCGUGCGCGCCAGGUACUACGUCUUCUCGGGCAUCGAGCCCGGCAAGGACGUGUUCAACGCCCUGCUGGAGGCCAAGCAGACCUGGGAGGACAAGGAGCUCGAGGUGACUAUAAUUCCUACGUACGAUACGGACGUGCUAGGCUAUUGGGUGGCCGAGAACGAGGAGCUACUAACCAAAUGCAAGAUAGAUCUGUCGCCGUCGGCGUCGCGAUGCACCAUCAAUCUGCAGGACCACGAGACGUCGUGCAGCGCUUAUAGAUUAGAAUUCUAAGGCUUAGAACCAACCGCAGAACAAACCAAAAAAAAAAAAAACAACCAAAAAAACAAAACCACCCUGUCUAUCAUUUUUCCGGCAAUAACCGAUCUGUUAGAGAGAUUUCCGGGAUCCGGAACUGUCUGGGUCGAAUUUCUGGAUGAAUAUCUGGAUGGACUUGUGCAUCUGGAUGAAGUUAUACAUAGAUGUUUUAUGGAUAAAUCAGCCAAAUUUGGAUUCUUCCUCGAUUCGAAGUACCUCUUUCGCCAGUCUUCUGCGAACACUGUCUCCCCCCACGUGCCCCGCUCGCCCCCCUUACCCCCCCCCUCUCCCCCUCUUUUUCCGAAUAUUGUACACUGAGAAAAAAAACAACAAUAUGUUUGUAUAGCGAGAUUAGAGGUUGAAGAAUUUCUGUUUUUCUAGAUAUCCUUAUUAUGAAUGUUGUUCGGUUUUUGACAGAUUUUAAUUCGAUUUAAAUCAUCGGAAAAUGCGAUGACGUUAACGCGGUUUUCAAAGUUUAAACAAAAAAUAAAUUACGAAAAAUAAUUUAAUAAAUAAAUAAAUAAAUAUCGUCGAAUUUUACUUGUACGUGAAGGAGAAAAUGGGCAUAUUAGUUUUUAGAGUUGAAUUAAAACGAGAAAAAUUAAAUUAUAAAAUUAAUGAAUUUAUUAUAAAUUUAAUUAUAUAGCUGUUGAAAUCUCGGCUAGAUAUUUACCGGGAAAUAAUCGAUCGAUUUAGCAUUAACGCGUAGACAAUCUAGUUUUACAAUCGAUUAUAAACGAAUCGAUUAUUCGAAUAAAAUCCUCGCUGAGACAUCAGAAUUUCUCUAACCGACAAAAACGAACCGAAGCCUGACCUGUUCCGGUGCAGCGCAGGCCCGUACCCAGCCCAAAAGUACGCCCGAUCCAAAUUCCAACAAUUAUCAUACAGGUUGUCGCAUUAAAAAUGGAUCUUUUGGGACGAUUUGGGCUGGUACCGGCUCUGUGUGUGAUAGGGCAGGUCCGCACUCGGCCCGUUUUGAUCCGUUGGUGCUAAAUUUGAUGCGUAAAUUAUUUCCUAGUCGCUUUACGUGUUAAAUAAACCCGUUUAUGAUAUAAAUAUUAUCACAUGUGAUACGGUUAUUGUACGAUUUAGUUUUUAUUUGAGUUUUUUUUUUUCGAAACGAGAGAUUCGUAUGAUGUUUAAUGUACUUACAGGGCCGUCGAUUUUACCGAUUUUAUUUCGUUUUAUUAUUUAUUAUUUAACGAGCGAUUAUUUGAAACGUUGUAUUUCGCAUUUAUUUUGUAUCGAAUACGCUUUUUCGUUUUGUUUUUUUUUUUUUUAAUUAUUUAUUAUUAGUUUAAGGUUUUUCGAAAGGCCUAUAAGAGUAACGAGAAGCUCGAAAUUUAUCGAAAUAAACGAAUAUUUCGAAUGGUUAUUACGUUGGAAAUGUUUCCAGUACGGUCCUGCGCUUCGCAGGACAGGAUUGCACUCAGUCAAAUUUAUUUAUUUUUUUGAAAUUUCGUAGCUAAAUACAGCCUAAGAGUCCGGUUAAUAAAUUCGCCUAAUUGGGCUCAGUACGACUCUGUAUUUUGAAGUAAUACAGGGUUAUAUAGAAAUAGUCGAAUUGGGCUUAGUACGACACUUGUUUUUAAAUAACAGGAUGGUAUUUAGCUAGAAUGUUUUCAACAAGUAAUACUAUUUCAAACAUUUUGAAAUACAGGGGUUAUAUUUAUUUGCAUUAUUGCGAGUGAAAUAGUCGAAUUGAUCUAAGUACGGCCCUGUUUUUAAAAACAACAGGGUCGUAUUCAGCUGGAAUGUUUAGAAUCGUUACUAUUUCAAACAUUUUGAACUACAGAGUUGUAUUUAGCUGCAUUAUUGCGCGUGAAAUAGUCGAAUUGGGCUUAAUACGGUGCUGUUUUUUAAAGAACAGGGAGGUAUUCAGCUGGAAUGUGUUCAGUAAUCGAUACUACUGCUAAUAUUUUGAAGUACAGGGUUGUAUUUAGCUGCAUUAUUGCGAGUGAAUUAGUCGAAUUGGGCUUAGUGUGGUCCUGUUUUGUGUAGUACAGGGUCGUUGUCGGCGAAAAUGCGUUUAUUUCGAAUAAAUAAUCGAUUUUCAGAAGGCUGAUUAGCUGAUAGGCGUUUGUAUGAGUUUUAAUUACAUUUAAUAAUCACCUUUUUAGGGGCCACGAAUUAAUUAAAAACGCUGACUCGAUGUGGAUGUAUAGAGAUGUAACAAAAGAGAGCUUUUUCCGUACUGAAAGUACGCUAAAAAAUUUACCGAAAAUAAAUUAAAAUGAAAAAAAAUGAAAACGUUGUUGACUAUAUAUGUAAGAUUGGUGCUAUGAGAGAAUUGCCUUCGCAAAGGAAUUUUUUGAUAUUCAUUUCGGAACCAUCAGGCGUAUAGAAAUUCGAAUUGUACUCAAUGAAAAAUCGAUUAGUUAUCGAUUAUAUCGAAACGAGAAAAGUCGAACGAGCGCGAAAUGUAUCCGGGGAAAUCCCGAAUAAGAAAUUUUCUUCGAAAUUUUCCCCGGGGACAAUUCGAGGCGCGUUCGAAUAAGCGAAAUUGUCACUUUUAUCGUUAUUUUUUUUUUGGAAAUAUAAUGAAGAAGAAGAUGAAGUAUAAAAAAGAAGAAGAAAUUACCAAAAUUACCCGUUUUUUAAUAAUGUUUACGUGCAGUUCGAUUCGUAACGUAUUUAAAAAUAUAGCUUCUCUAGUCAAGAAAAUUCUGAUAUCUUUUAGCUUAUGAAAAAUGAUAAAAAAAAAUAAAAAUGUAAUACAUAUUAUUCAAAAUGCAAUUUAAUGUAUGGGAUAUGUAUGAGAAUAUGAAUAAAAAAAA